CAUCACAAGAAAGGAUCAGCUGUUCUAAUGUCAGUGCGGCGGUGUGAUUGAUGGUAAAUUGGGUUAUAUAUAAACCAGAUGUAAAGAUGUUACAAAACUCUUUAAAAUCAGCGGCCAGACUUUUCAAGUACCAAAAUGCUUGCGUCAUUCCUCAACGCCUUCAACAGACACAAGCCGCUGAAACCACACCUAAGCCAGAGCCUGAAGACAUUGCUGUCAUUGAGGAACGUAUAUUGAAGAACCGCGACUAUUUUCAAGUACACAAUCUUUUCACUGUUCGAGAUCUUUUCAAUGCUCGUGUUCACUAUGGACACAAAGAGGGUUCGCUAGACGCUCGUAUGCGUCCGUAUAUAUACGGCAGCCGCUUGGGACACUUAAUAUUUGAUUUGGAUGUGACGGCUUCACACCUACGUGAUGCUCUAAAUAUAGCGGCGCAUAUAGCUUUUCGUGAUGGUAUUAUCUUAUUCUUUAAUCGAAACGCUCUCAAUGCACAUCUAGUGGAGAAAAAAGCAAUGGAGGCUGGUGAAUUUUCGCACACACGCUUCUGGCGCGGUGGCAUCUUCACUAAUGCUAACGUACAGUUUGGCGCUGUGACCCGUUUACCAGAUUUGUGCAUCUUUCUAAAUACACAAAAUAACAUAUUGACGCAACACGUAGCAGUGCGUGAUGCAGCAAAAAUGGCCAUACCUACAAUUGGUAUUGUUGAUACUAACUGCAAUCCAAACUUAAUUACGUAUCCCGUGCCUGGAAAUGAUGAUUCGCCAGCUGCGGUAGAACUGUAUUGUAACCUCUUUAAAGCAGCAAUAUUGCUUGGCAAAGAAAAAAGACGAGAACUACUAGGAGAAACUGUCGAAAGUAAUAGUGCUAACACGGAGGCGAAAUCACAGCAACUAAACCAAACCGAAUAGAAAACUACUGUAUAUUAUCAAUACGUGUGUAGAAAUUGUUUUGAAGAGGAAUAAAAUUUAUAGAUGUUGUGUUUCACAAUGUUUGAUA
Molecule: messenger RNA, 996 nt
Organism: Ceratitis capitata (Mediterranean fruit fly)
Lineage: Eukaryota; Metazoa; Arthropoda; Insecta; Diptera; Tephritidae
Gene: mRpS2
Product: 28S ribosomal protein S2, mitochondrial
Exons: 2
Coding region: 51-908 (285 amino acids)
Biological process (GO): translation
Cellular component (GO): mitochondrial small ribosomal subunit; ribosome
Molecular function (GO): structural constituent of ribosome
Source: RefSeq, a predicted model, not a curated record